AGAGAGAGAGACAGACAGACAGAAAAUUAAUGUUAACAUAAAUAGCAGGCACCCACAGAAACUGGAAACUGAGGAACAAUAAGGGCUCUUGCCGAAGGACCGACAGACAGAGCUGUGCCCAUUGCUCUGGGGUUUCUGUUUGAAUAGACAGAAAUCCGCUUAAAGCACCAUGUCGUCAGAGCAGAGCGAGACAUCACCCUCACAGCCACCUCACUUGCCUCGAGCACAGGUGUCCCCUCCUUUACUCUACUGCCGUGACAGUCCCAAAACUUGGGAGCGCAACAACUCUCUCCUGGGGGACCUGCCCAGUCCUCUCCCCACCAAACGCACCCGUACCUACUCUGCCUCCGCCCGGGCAACUCUUGGCCCCAUCUCCAAGGGCAAGUGCAAGUGCUUCUCCAGGUCACAGGGUCACGGGUUCAUCACCCCCUCGGAUGGGAAGGAGGAUAUCUUUGUGCACAUCUCUGACAUCGAGGGGGAGUACGUGCCGGUGGAAGGAGAUGAAGUCACGUACAAGGUGUGCGCCGUCCCGCCCAAGAACAUAAAGUUCCAGGCCGUCGAGGUGGUCAUCACCCACCUGGCCCCGGGAACCAAGCACGAGACCUGGUCUGGGCAGAUCAUCGACUCCUGAGGCAGCGGGCAGGCACUGGGAGCAGGUUGGGAUCUGAAGGUCUGAAAGACUGGCUCCUCCAUCAACAGGACUUUUUAAACAGCAAAUCGACACAAAAUUAAUUGUGGGGAGAAUAUGUGAUUUGUGAGUUGUGUAUUGUAAUAGACUUUACAGGUUAUGGUUUAAAAAAAGGAUUAUAUAUAACACAAAGCUAUAGGCUAGGGAAGGGGGUGUGAGAAUGGCUUUAUCUCUCAUCUUUAACCAUAUUGCUCCUGCCGGCUCCUCCGAAUAGGCCCCAAGGCUAAUAAAUUCUACUUAAUUAAGGCAGAAUCUACUUUGUUUCCCGGUGGAGGGUUCGUUUCAACUUUAAGGUAGCUCUCCUGCUGCCUGGAAGCAUUGGACCAGGAGUUGGUCUUUGAGCCCCACCAGACCAGACAUGAGAUGGUGGUCGAAAGAUGUCUUCAUCUCCCUGUCCUGGUCCUCGUUGUCAAAGAGUGAUGUGUAUAUCCCAGCACUGUGAAACUUUCAGUCUGUCCUUUCUGGCCCCUGCAACUUUAGGGAUAACGAUCUGCUGGUUUCUAUUUGUCCGUGCAUGAAGCCCUUUCUCAGUUGAAUGACCCCAUUCCAAGGAUUUUGUUCAAGCAGAAAUAGUUUCCAUCCAUUUACCCCAUUGAAUCCCUUAAUCAACCCGAAAUCAGACCAUCCCUAAAUCUGCCAAAAUCUUAGCAGAAUCAGGAAAUCUGCUUGCGUAGUACCACACUUCUUUAGCAUCCCGCAGCCGAAAGUCUGUUUCUUCUUCCUCUCCCUCCGCAGGAGCGAAACACAAUAGCAACAUUUCCCAUGGAAAGAGAAACAGUUAAUGGUUCAGGCCUGGGACCUUUCAUCAGAACUGAUUGAGUGGUUAAGGGUCCCAAACCGUGUAACGUUAAAGAUUCCUCUCUCCACAGAUGCUGCCUGACUUGCUGAGAUUUUCCUUUUCUUUUACUUUGGCUUUCUGGUGUUAGAGAGAUUCAUUUUUCAGGAGUUGUUUCUCAUUAUUACAUUCAAAUUGGGGGUUUGACCAGAGGGAGUCACCCUCGAGUUCAGAUACCAGGCCACAGGGUAUAAAAUAAUUUCCUGUACAAUGUCUCCAAUUCGCUCACCCCAGGCCCCAUCGCCCUGCCUAUUUCCUGUCCACCCUCUGCUGCAUUUGUCUAUCGCCUGACCCCUCCUCCUAUUGGUCCUGCACUGUUCCCAUCUCCCUUCCUUGAUUCCAUGCCUUCCCUUCCCGAUCAGAUUCCAUCAUCUUCAGCCUCUUGUUACCUCCCAGCCUCUGUCACUAUGUCCACUCUUCCUUCCUCCAUCUGCCUCUCACCCUUCUCACCUGAAUCACCCCACCCCCUCCCCUUACCCUUAUGUACUGUCCACCUCCCCCUCGUGUGGCGCGUGGCUAGUGGUUAGGGCGUUGGACUAGCGAUCUGCGGGUCGUGAGUUCGAGCCCCAGCCGGGGCAGCGUGUUGUGUCCCUGAGCAAGGCACUUAACCACACAAUGCUCCAGUCCACCCAGCUGCGAAUGGGUACCGGCAAAAUGCUGGGGGUCAAACUCACGAAAGACUGGCAUCCUAUCGGGGGGGGGGGGAGUCUCGUACUCUCAAUCGCUUCACGCCAUGGAAACCGGCAUAAACACUGGCCUGAUGAGCUUAAAAGGCUCGGGACAGCCUUUAACUAACCUCCCCCUCUAUCUCUCAUACAAGGUAAAUGGUCUCGACCCGAAACGUCCAUUGCCCAUUCCCCUCCACAGAUGCUGCCUGGUCUGCUGAGUUCCUCCUGCAUUUUUGUUUGCACUCUAGAUUCUGGCAUCUGCAGUCUUGUGUGUCUGUAUUCCAUUUUGUGGGGCGGGGGUCAGACCAUACUGUCUUGAGUUUUCCUGUCGAAUGACCUUCCCGGGACAACAGGCCUCACCAGGUUAAUCAACUCUUUAUCGCCUCCAUCCACCUCUAUCCACCUAGUCAAAAUUCCAAUUCUCUGAGGUUUAACCUAUCUUCUUCUUUCCUUCGCCUGGAUGUUCCCAAUAUUACUCGUCUGAAUUCCGGGGGGAAUUGGGUCUGGGGUCACCAGCUGCCCUGAGCCAGUCCUGCUGCAGCUCACCUGGACUUUGAAGCAAUUGCUUUUCCUGUUGUCUGAUGGGACCAGGGAUUCACAGGGAUUUAGGCACUUUAUUCGACCAGGAAUUCAGGCACUUUAUGGGACCAGGGAUCCAGCCACUUCGUCCCACAACAAUUUUGUGGGACUUGGUUGCCGUUCAGCCCUUGCCUCCCAGUUUCUGUCGAACAGGGACAGCAAGCUGGCACAGCUGGCACCGCUGCCUUGCAGCCCCAGGAGACCCAGGUUCAAUCCAGACCUCGGGCACUGUCUGGGUGGAGUUUGCACGCUCUCCCUGUGACCACGUGGGUCACCCCUGGGUGCUCCAAUUCCUUCCAGCGAUGUGCAGGUUGGCAGGUUAAUGAGCUAGUGGGUGGAAGAAUCAGGGGGAGCUGACGGGUGAGGCGGAGGAAUAUGAGAGAAGAUGAUUUGGAUGGAGCCAUUACGGGAGCCGGGCGAUGGAACAACACCCCUCCCUGCACAAAGCUGCCCCUUUGUCCUCUCGUUGGACGGCUGGAGGGGAAGUUAAUCUGUUCAUUACCCAAUCUACAUCACAGUUCCCUCACCAGGCAGCACGGUAGCAUGGUGGUUAGCACAACGGUUUACAGUACAGGUGACCUGGGUUCAAUUCCCACCACUGCCCGCAAGGAGUUUGUAUGUUUCCCUCUGGGUGCUCCAGUUUCCUCCCACAGUCCAAAGUUGGUAGUUGGUUAAUUGGUCAUUGUAAAUUGUCCUGUGAUUAGGUUAGGAUUAAAUCAGAGGAUUGCUGGGCGGAGUAUCCCAGCAAUGUGGGGGUGGAGGAUCACAUCUGGGUCACUCUUCAGAGAUCCUGAUCUCCACUGUUGUCUGUUGUAUUUGCAUCUCCACCGUGAACCAGGUCAGCCUAGUAUAAGUAAGUGAAUAAAAUGGAAUUAAUGUAGGGUUAGUGUAAAUGAAUGCUCAAGGGGUUAGUAUGUACUCAGAGGGCAGAAGGGCCUGUUUCUUUGUGUAGGACUCUCUGUAUGAUGCCAAGAGAGGUCGCUUGAGAGGAUUGAGUCUGUGUUUAUCAAGGGACUCUCAGUAAGUGGGAAAGUUAGGGUUACUGGGUCAAUUUACUCCAGAAUCUUGAGUUGCGUUGCUUACCGUGCGCCUCGGUGAACUUAAAGAUCAAGAGAUCCCAUGGCUCAUUUUCCAGUCUGUGUACGGAGAGCUCGAUAAGGAUCUCCCCCACCCCCCACCACACACACACACACACACUCCAGUCGCCUCUGAGGUUCCGGUAGGGAUCAGGACUGCCGACUCCAUCUCACCCCUCAACUGGACUGAGGUCACCGAGAGUGACCGGUUUCCAUGGCAACUGGGUGGGCGGAUGGGCAGACCAGAGGAGAGCGAUGGAAGUUAACCGGGGAGGAGGUGGGUUGUGGGGGCAGUUGUACUGAGGGACUGAAGGUUAACCCGAUUAUCGACGAGUAGCACGAAUCAUUAUCAUUUCCGGCACUGCUCCGCACGAUGUUUUGGCUUUAUUACAGCUGCACCUUCCUUUUUGUGAGUCGAAUAGAGCUGAUUUCCAUUGUGACCGCUCGCCACGAACUCUGAUGUUGAGACUGAUUAAAACCAGUGAUGGAUCUCUAGAGAGUGAUGGUUUUGCUGGCAAUAAAUACCAAUAAAACACAAUG
This is a messenger RNA of Mobula hypostoma (lesser devil ray), 4386 nucleotides long. Its product is annotated as cold shock domain-containing protein C2-like. Gene Ontology annotation, cellular component: cytoplasm. Bases 170 to 631 code for a protein of 153 amino acids. The transcript is spliced from 4 exons. NCBI's taxonomy places the organism in Eukaryota, Metazoa, Chordata, Chondrichthyes, Myliobatiformes, Myliobatidae. The record is from RefSeq and is a predicted model, not a curated record. Gene Ontology annotation, biological process: regulation of mRNA stability. Gene Ontology annotation, molecular function: mRNA 3'-UTR binding.